Messenger RNA from Nicotiana attenuata, 1127 nucleotides. RefSeq names its product putative germin-like protein 2-1. The transcript has 2 exons. The coding region runs from base 101 to 736 and encodes 211 amino acids. Gene Ontology annotation, cellular component: cell wall. The record is from RefSeq and is a predicted model, not a curated record. Lineage: Eukaryota; Viridiplantae; Streptophyta; Magnoliopsida; Solanales; Solanaceae. Gene Ontology annotation, molecular function: manganese ion binding.
ACUACGAACCCCAGUCAUUAGCGACAUUUUUUAAUGCAACUGGAAAAGCUUACUACUUAAGCAAUUCAUUAUUUCUAAAGCUGAAAAAAGAAAAGUUGAAAUGGCUUCAAGGUUCUUUGUGUUAGGGCUAUUGUUUGGAAUUUGUUCAGUGAUUUUAGCAUCUGACCCAAGUCCACUUCAAGAUUUUUGUGUUGCAGAUUCCACAAGCUCAGUACAUGUGAACGGCAAAGUUUGCAAGGACCCUAAGCUUGUGGAAGCAGAGGACUUCUUUUUCAGUGGGUUGCACAUAGCAGGCAACACAUCAACCCCAUCUGGAAACGUUGGGACUAAGACAACCAUUCCAGGACUCAACACACUUGGUAUUACAGCGACUCGUGGAGAUUUCGCGCCAUUUGGAUUGACCUCUCCUCAUAUUCAUCCUCGCGCAACAGAGAUGGUGCUAGUCCUCGAGGGUUGUCUUGAAGUCGGAUUUGUUACCUCCAACCCUGAGAACCGUCUCAUCACAAAGUUACUUGAAGUUGGUUAUGUCUUCGUCUUCCCACAAGGUCUCGUCCAUUUCCAGCGAAAUGUAAGGGACACUAAUGCUGUUGCGCUUUCAGCUUUUAGCAGCCAAAACUCUGAACUCACUCGUGUUUCAACUGCGUGUUUUGGAUCCACCCCAGCUAUUCCUGUUGAUCUUCUUGCCAAGUCUUUUCAAAUUAACGAACAGACGGCAAGUCAGAUAGGUGGAAUAUGAAGGAGGAAAAAGAGAGAUGUGUUAUGCAAUUUCCAGUUCUAUUGUUACUUUUUAAUCGUUUGUUCAUUUAGGAGUUGUUUGGACUGUCUCUUCUUAUUGCAUUGUAUCUUAAUUGUUACUUUAAACACACUGUUUGUUAGGAUCGUUUCAACUAGUUUUCCCUCGAUGUUUUCCUUCAACCCACUGCCAAAAGGGUGCAGCAGAUGAAAAAUGACAUAAGCAUGAGAAAAAUCAUCAUUUGAUAAUAACAAGACGUAUAUUUUCAUUCCAAGACCGAAAUAUUUGCUCUUUCAUGUCAUCAAUCAAAGGUUUACUGGGAGACUCAGAAUCCUUGUAGUAAUAAACAGAUCAGUGCCUUGUCCCCAAGAAGGUCCGCUCAAAGCACAAAUCA